Molecule: messenger RNA, 1773 nt
Organism: Arthroderma uncinatum
Lineage: Eukaryota; Fungi; Ascomycota; Eurotiomycetes; Onygenales; Arthrodermataceae
Product: methionine--tRNA ligase
Exons: 8
Coding region: 1-1773 (590 amino acids)
Biological process (GO): methionyl-tRNA aminoacylation
Molecular function (GO): methionine-tRNA ligase activity; ATP binding
Source: RefSeq, a predicted model, not a curated record
AUGUUGAAAUUUGAACUCCGGAUUAUUUCACGCGCCUCCAUAUUCCGAAAUGCGAAGCCUGGCUCGUGGGCAUGCGGCCCGUGUCGACGUGCUAAUCCCCGACCUUUCUUGAACCGCGGAUACGCAACUGAAGCAACCCCCGGAGCUAAGCCAAAGCCAUAUUAUGUCACAACACCUAUAUUCUAUGUCAAUGCCGCACCACACAUCGGUCACCUUUAUACCAUCCUCAUUGCCGAUAUCCUUAAACGAUGGCAGGUCCUCCUUGGAAACGGCGAUGCGAAGCUCCUCACAGGGACAGACGAGCAUGGCAUGAAGAUUCAGCAAGCUGCCCUUCAAAACGGAUUGGAGCCUCAGGCGCUUUGUGACAGGAAUUGCGAGACAUUUAAGGUGCUUGCAAAGGAAGCGAACAUCUCUAACGACCACUUCAUCAGAACGACGGACUCCGCGCACAAGCAGGCGGUGCAAUUUUUUUGGGAAAACCUCAACCAUCGUGGCUAUAUAUAUGAGGGCAAGCAUGAAGGCUGGUACUCUGUCAGUGAUGAGACGUUCUACCCUUCGUCCGCAGUACAGCCAACACUUGACCCGGCGACCGGACGGAAGAUGAUGGCUUCAAUCGAAACUGGAAAGGAGGUAGAGCUGUCACAGGAGACCAACUACCAUUUCAAGCUAUCCGCUUUUCAGGACCGGCUGCUAAAACACUACAAAGAGAAUCCGAACUUUAUCCGUCCUCAGGUAUACAUGGACAGCAUUGUGCAGAAUGUUUCGUCUGGAUUGCAAGAUCUGUCUAUUUCCCGGCCCGUCGACCGCCUGUCCUGGGGAAUCCCCGUUCCUGGAGAUUCGACACAAACCAUCUACGUCUGGCUAGACGCAUUGGUCAACUAUAUCACCUAUGCAGGCUACCCGUUCACACCCGGGCACGAAGAUAAGUCCAUCUGGCCCGCCGACGUCCAUGUCGUGGGCAAAGACAUCACCAGAUUCCACUGCAUCUACUGGCCAGCCUUCUUAAUGGCUCUGGACCUGCCUCUGCCCCGUACCAUCCUGACCCAUGCGCACUGGACGAUGAACCACUCCAAGAUGUCCAAAUCCACUGGCAAUGUGGUCAAUCCGAUGUUCGCCAUGGCGCGGUACGGCGUAGACCCGAUGAGGUUCUACCUAGCUAUGAACGGCGGGCUUGCGAGUGAUACCAACUACGAUAACUCGUUUAUCGUGCGUGACUACAAGCACUCGCUGCAGUUUGGGCUGGGUAACCUGUGCAGUCGGAUGAUGCGAGGCAAAGGGUGGAACAUAAGAGAGUGUGUGAUUGCGGUAACUGGUUCAAACGAUAAGUUGCGAGUUGAGGGUACGGAGGAACUAGACCACAGGGCCUUUUUGGAGGAGGCUCCAGUUCUUGUGUCGAAACAGAUGGACGAAUUGAACCCUCGAAGGGCGUUGGAGGAGAUUAUGAGGAUUAUCGAGCAGACAAACAAAUAUGUACAGGAUGCUGCACCCUGGCGUCUGGCAAAGAUGACAGACGACCCGAAGUCCUCUGAACGACUGACUGGCGUAGUCUACAACACGGCCGAGUCUCUCCGCAUUGCCGGCAUACUCUUACAGCCCUUCAUGCCCGGAAAAGCCAAGGAGCUGCUCGACAAGCUCGGCGUAGAGCAGGAUAUCAAGAAGCGGUCGUUCACCGCCGCGACGUAUGGCUUUGACCUCGACUAUGGGACACCGAGCGAGCCGCUGGGCGAAGGAAAGAAAGGGACACUAUUCCCGCCCCUACUGACCGAAGACUGA